AUGACGGAAGAGAAUGCUGAAAGUGGAGCGGCUUUGGUGAGAGAGCCGCGCGGGCACAAAAAGAGGUUAUGCAAAAAGUAUGGGAUUUGUGGGCAGCAGGGUUAUGGAGGAUACCAGGGGUACCAACAAGGGUACCAACAGGGGUACCAACAGGGGUAUCCGCCGGCGAUCAACAUUGGUAUCAGCCAGUCUCAAUCCUCAGCAAGCGCUGGAGGCGGUGGUUACAGCAGCGGGUACUAUCCUAAUAAUUAUCAGUACAACGGGCCUCAACCGGGAUACGGCGGUUACCACGGAGGCUAUGGAGGUUUUGGAGGUCCCCAAGGAUUUGGAAGACCAGGCUUCAGUAACGGACAAGGGGGAUUUAAUAACCAGUUUAACGGAAACUACUACGGCCCAGGAGCCGGCAAUGGGUUUGGUUUCCCUGGACAAGGUGUAUACUACGAUGAGGCUCAUAAUGAGGGUUCACAUGAUGAAGGUCUUAGUCAACAGGAGCAGAAUGACCAGGCGAUUUUUGGUGAUGAUCAUGGUCGGCCAGAUGGUCCUCAUGAACAUGGACAAUAUGGACAUGAUUAUGCUCUUUCCGGUUCAUUUGCUUUUGCUGGUCGCAAAAAUAGUUAA
Messenger RNA from Cydia strobilella, 618 nucleotides. RefSeq names its product heterogeneous nuclear ribonucleoprotein A1-like. The coding region runs from base 1 to 618 and encodes 205 amino acids. The record is from RefSeq and is a predicted model, not a curated record. The transcript is spliced from 2 exons. NCBI's taxonomy places the organism in Eukaryota, Metazoa, Arthropoda, Insecta, Lepidoptera, Tortricidae.